CCGUAUAAAACCCGGUGCCAGGAAAAAGAAGGCACUUUGGUUCUUGAGCUCCAACCUCAACAGUCUUGUCUCCCUCCACCGUUUUGUCAAGUUGUAGUGAUAGAUACAUUUAGUAAAGAAGAAGAGAGCUCGUUGGAAGAUUUGAGCUCAUUUCUGUAACUGGGUGUCAGCUACAUUCUUCAACUUCCUCAUCACUCAGGGCUGAUAAGUAAACGACUGAUUUAUUGAUCGCACAGAAAAAUGGCUGAUGCAAGGUUGAGGACAUGGUUGUGUGUUAUACUGAGCAUACAGAUCUUGCUCAAGUCUGAAGCCUUUAACGUUGGGAUUACCUAUGUCCAAAAUGCUGUAGCGAAAGGAGCUGUUUGUUUGGAUGGUAGCCCUCCGGCUUACCACUUCGAUAAGGGAUUUGGCGCAGGUGCUAACAAUUGGUUGAUUCUCUUUGAGGGAGGAGGAUGGUGCAACAACGUCACCACUUGCCUCGAUCGAAGGGAUACACGGUUAGGUUCAUCGAAACAGAUGGUCAAGGAAGUUUCUUUCUCCGGUAUACUCAGCAAUAAACAAAAAUUUAAUCCAGACUUCUACAACUGGAACAAAAUCAAGGUCAGAUACUGUGAUGGAGCUUCGUUUACUGGGGAUGUGGAAGCAGUCAACCCCGCCACUAACCUUCACUUUAGAGGAGCGAGGGCUUUUGUAGCAAUUAUUGAGGAUUUACUGUCGAAAGGGAUGAGUAAUGCGCAAAAUGCUGUUCUUUCUGGAUGCUCAGCUGGUGGAUUGACUGCAAUACUGAAUUGUGAUAGAUUCCGAUCUCUCGUGCCUGCAAGUGCCAAAGUCAAAUGUCUUUCAGAUGCUGGCUAUUUUAUCAAUGCGAAGGAUGUUUCUGGAGCUCCACACAUUGAAACUUUCUACAGUGAAGUUGUUGCAACACAUGGAUCAGCCAAGAAUCUACCAACUUCAUGCACAUCCAAAAUGAGACCAGGAUUGUGCUUCUUCCCUCAAAACGUGGUUCAGCAAAUUCAGACCCCGUUAUUCCUUAUAAAUGCCGCCUAUGAUUCGUGGCAGAUUAAGAAUAUUUUGGCGCCCGGAGUAGCCGAUCCUCAUGGAACCUGGCGAAGCUGCAAGCUUGAUAUUAAGAAGUGCUCACCGAAUCAACUCAAAAUCAUGCAAGAUUUCAGGCUGCAGUUCUUAAACGCACUGAGUGCAGUUGGAACCUCUCCAUCAAGAGGAAUGUUCAUCGAUUCUUGCUAUGCUCAUUGCCAAUCUGGGACGCAAGAGACGUGGCUGAGAAACGACUCUCCAGUAGUGGCGAAGACAUCGAUCGCAAAGGCAGUUGGAGACUGGUAUUACGACCGGAGUCCGUUCCAAAAGAUCGAUUGCGCUUAUCCCUGCAACCCCACUUGCCACAACCGUAUUUUCGAUCCCAAUGAACACACUGAAGUAUAGUUUUCCUCUGUCCAAAGUCUUCUAUCUAUUCUUGAAGUUCUAAUCGUCAUUGUUAAAAUGAGCUUGAACGGUAAAGGUGCAUUAGCACAGGUCGUCACAGCACCAAAUCUGCGUGCUGGUCACUCUGUGUAAUACUUUAAUGUAUGCAAAGCAUUGAUAGUAAUGAAUAAAGCCAGACCUUGAAGGGUACGGCAGAGUUUGAAGCGUUGGUUACACAA
Molecule: messenger RNA, 1658 nt
Organism: Syzygium oleosum
Lineage: Eukaryota; Viridiplantae; Streptophyta; Magnoliopsida; Myrtales; Myrtaceae
Product: pectin acetylesterase 8-like
Exons: 13
Coding region: 241-1440 (399 amino acids)
Biological process (GO): cell wall organization
Cellular component (GO): plant-type cell wall
Molecular function (GO): pectin acetylesterase activity
Source: RefSeq, a predicted model, not a curated record